AUGCCGACUACAGAUGUCUGGAAUUUGGAGAGUCUUGGGACACAAGUAUGGGUACGUAUCGACAGUCAAGGCGGUGUAGUUGAUGAUAGGAUGUCAGAAGAACAAGAUACGUUCUGGUGGCCUGCCAAGGUCAUACAUCGCCGUGAUUCUACGCGAGUGAACCUGUUCGGUGAUGCUCUGGGUCACUCGGACACAGAUGACGUCCGAGAGCUCACCAUUGACGCCCCGUCUGCCUCCAACAUUCUGUCUAUGGCUGUGGGUGGGACCAUGCGUUUCAACGAAGCGAACUUUAGACAGCCUCAACUCUCUGCCGAUAUACAAAGAUCGCCAAGGAAGAAGCGGAAGUCAGAUAUCGAGACGCGUUGGAAAGCAGCUCGGGAUCUGAUGCUAGCAGCAGACCAGGAAGAAAAUGACGGGCUGCCUAUGUGGCUAUCUACCUACGUGGCGGGGGACACUUUACCGCCGUUAACGAACAAUAGCAGGAACAAAGGCAAACAGGCGGCCGGCGCUUCUGAUGACACCGGAAAACCAGAGCGACGCUGGAGAGCACCAUCGUGCGAUCCCACAUACGAGCUUCCCGGCGAGCUAGUGUUGGCGAAAGAAAAGAGGUCGCACACCCAGUACUGGCCUGCUAGACUGCUCCGGUACUUGAAGCCUGAAAAUCCCAGGCAAAAGCCCAAGUACGAAGUCGAAUUCUACAACGGGGAGAUCAAGAACCUGGAGCCGAAUCUCUUCUAUACUACGGUGGAUAAGGGCUUCAAAACAUGCCAGCUUGGACAGGAUAUAUAUAAUUACGGCCUGAAUGACGAAGCUGACGAAGCUGACGACUCAGUGAGCCACGAUGCCGUACGACCCGCCACGGACGAGUCCGCAUUCGAUGAAGCAACGCUCCGAAUACCCAGCCCCGUACCCCGCCUUGCGGCACCGCGCACCUUCGUUGACAAGCUGUCUCUCGCAGAACAGUUCAGCUACGUUAAGCCGAUCCUUGCGUCUGUCAUUGAGGGAGACUUCAAACCAGCCAACCAGCGACACACUGACUUCAUGCGGGGCGCCGCAGCGAGACGAAAGGUCUGCGAGAGCGGGUAUUCGAGAGGGUCGCUGCGCUCUCAUGAGGUCGAAGACUUACUGGAUCUCAUCAUGCAGUGGGCGCGUAGGCGACAAAAGCGGAAAGAGCUCGGAAUUACCGUAGGUCCGGGAGCAACAUCACCUAGCGAACGGGCUGAACCAUCUUCGAAUGUCCAAGAUCAGGUCAUGGCGGUGGACAGCACGGAUCAGAGUCCUCCGCCUCCGUCCCAGGACGCCCAGCCCAAAACAAUGUCAACCGCAGCGCGCGUGGACACUGAAGCCCCUACAUCCUCUAUUGAGACAAGCGACCGUGAAACUAAAGCUGCUCAGGACCUCUCGGACAACGCCGCGGCAUCACAGGUGCCUGACGAAGACGUGGUGGCUGAACGAGUGAACGACAUAGAAGCGCAUGACAUGCAGCAGGACAUCGAUAUGGCGGAUAGUCCGCUGACAUCGAACGACGAAGUCCCGCCAGUAGGCUCUUCUGAGACCACCCGGUCUCGGGCUACUUUCGCAGAUCUAUCGGAAGUGGAUAAAAUCACUUAUUGCCAAAAUAUCCUGCUGAAUGAGGCCGUUCUCCAGCUACUUCUAUGGCGCUGCGGUCAACGAAUGAGCUUGGAGCUACUACCGCCUGACGAAGAACAGCGUCUCCGGAAUAUAGCGGUGGGGGAAGCUGAGAAGACUUAUUGGGUACACGAUAUUGUCCGCAUGAAGCAGCACGCCGCUAGCAAGGAUCGCAAAGCUGCUCAGUCGCCUGUUUCUUUGGCGAAAGGAGGGACUAGAUUACGUCCGCGACGAAGAUAA
Postia placenta MAD-698-R-SB12 is the source of this 1869-nucleotide messenger RNA. RefSeq lists its product as hypothetical. The record is from RefSeq and is a predicted model, not a curated record. The coding region runs from base 1 to 1869 and encodes 622 amino acids. The transcript has 8 exons. NCBI's taxonomy places the organism in Eukaryota, Fungi, Basidiomycota, Agaricomycetes, Polyporales, Adustoporiaceae.